AACGAAAUGAAUCGACCUUUUAAGAUACUAAAAAUUAGUAACAGUCUGCCGACUGACUAACGUCGUUAUAAGGCCGCUGCUCACCGCGUCUCACUUCCUUUUCCUUCAUUGGAAGCUCCCUGUGGCAUCGGUGCACGUUUGCUCGUAACUCAUAUCAAACGUCAAGAUGUCGGGAGGAAUCGACGUUCUCGCCCUCAAGGAGGAGGAUGUUACCAAGAUGCUUGCUGCAUCAUCUCACAUUGGUACUGAAAAUGCCAACUUCCAGAUGGAACAGUACAUCUUCAAACGUCGUGCUGAUGGUCCCUACAUCAUCAACCUUCGCCGCACUUGGGAGAAGCUGCUGCUUGCUGCCCGUGCUAUUGCUGCUAUUGAACAUCCAGCUGAGGUUUUCGUUAUCUCGAGCCGUCCCUAUGGACAGCGUGCUGUCCUGAAGUUUGCUGCCCAUACCGGUGCCACCUCUAUUGCCGGUCGUUUCACUCCUGGUGCUUUCACCAACCAGAUCCAGGCUGCCUUCCGGGAACCCCGCCUCUUGGUCGUCACUGACCCUGCUACUGACAAGCAGCCCAUCACAGAGGCCUCUUACGUUAACAUUCCCGUUAUCGCUUUCUGCAACACUGAUUCUCCCCUCAGAUUUGUUGACAUUGCUAUCCCAUGCAACACCAAGUCCCACCACUCUAUUGGUUUGAUGUGGUGGCUGUUGGCACGUGAGGUGCUGCGUCUGCGUGGUCAGAUUCCCCGUGAAGCCAAGUGGGAUGUUGUUGUGGACUUGUUCUUCUACAGGGAUCCUGAAGAGGCCGAGAAGGAGGAGCAAGCUGCCAAGGAGGUUGCUGCUGUCCCCAUCAAGGUCGAGACUGACUAUGCUGCCAUCAGCAGCACAGCCACCUGGGAGGGUGAGGCUGCCGCAGUUGUUGCCACUGAGAACUGGGAUGCUGAAACUCCUGGUGCUGCUGCCACUCCUGCUGCACCUGGAGCAGCACCUGCCGCUCCGGCUGUGGAUCCGACCGCUUUUGUUGCAGCUCCAGCAUCAGACAAUUGGGCUGAUGAGGCAUGGCAGCAGGGAACUGCCGCCACUGCUGCAGCUCCAGUUACUACUCCCAGCUGGGGAGGUACUGCCCAAUGGUAGAAUUCUUGAGAAAUAAAGUGGUCAACUAAA
Molecule: messenger RNA, 1153 nt
Organism: Frankliniella occidentalis (western flower thrips)
Lineage: Eukaryota; Metazoa; Arthropoda; Insecta; Thysanoptera; Thripidae
Gene: sta
Product: 40S ribosomal protein SA
Exons: 7
Coding region: 167-1123 (318 amino acids)
Biological process (GO): cytoplasmic translation; ribosomal small subunit assembly
Cellular component (GO): cytosolic small ribosomal subunit; ribosome; 90S preribosome
Molecular function (GO): structural constituent of ribosome
Source: RefSeq, a predicted model, not a curated record